AAGUGAAAAUACCUUUUGGAAACAAAUACCUUGAUGCUAUCUUUUCUGUCCCAGAGAAGAAACCAACAUAUGGAGUGAUUCUUACUCAUGGAGCUGGAGGAGACAUGAAUUUCCCCCACUUAGUGUCCUUGGCAGCCUGUCUUGCAUCCCAUGGAGUUCUGUGCCUGCGGUUUACUUGUAAAGGCCUUAAUAUUGCUUACAGGACUAAGGCUUUCAAAGCAGUUGUGGAAUACUUAAAACUUUCUGAGGAUUAUAAACUUUCUGGUGUUUUCCUUGCAGGCCGUUCCAUGGGCUCACGAGCUGCUGCCUCUGUGAUACGUCAGCUGAGCCAGGGUGAUGAUGAUGAUGAUGAUGAUGGUUUCAUUCAAGGCCUCAUGUGUUUAUCUUACCCACUGCAUCGACCGAAGCUGCAGUCCAAGCUCCGGGACGAGGAUUUAUUACUGAUCAGGUGUCCAGUGCUGUUUGUCUCAGGAUCAGCAGAUGAAAUGUGUGAAAAACAAUUGCUAGAAGGUGUGGUGAGCAAAAUGAAAGCCCCUAAAAAAAUCCAUUGGAUUGAUAAAGCAAACCAUGGGAUGGCAGUCAAAGGACGAGCAACAAAUGAUGUCAUGGAAGAAAUAAAUGCACAAGUUUUUUCUUGGCUUAGAGAGAAUGUUCAACUGCAGAACAAAUAAUUUGCAGUGUUCAAGCAGCAUCUCCAUUUAGUUUUUCCUAAAUGAGGCAAAUAAGGGGUUUGUUAUUUUAUAGAGGCAUAUUUUUUUAAACUGAUCUUUUCAGAGGUCAAAGUGCAAAUGCAAAUAAAACUUUAUAUGAAUUUAAAAAUAUGCAAAACAAUAAAGAACUUCUUGAA
Ficedula albicollis (Collared flycatcher) is the source of this 847-nucleotide messenger RNA. RefSeq names its product testis expressed 30 (gene TEX30). The record is from RefSeq and is a predicted model, not a curated record. Bases 105 to 671 code for a protein of 188 amino acids. Lineage: Eukaryota; Metazoa; Chordata; Aves; Passeriformes; Muscicapidae. The transcript is spliced from 4 exons.